Molecule: messenger RNA, 9929 nt
Organism: Osmerus eperlanus (European smelt)
Lineage: Eukaryota; Metazoa; Chordata; Actinopteri; Osmeriformes; Osmeridae
Gene: itpr1b
Product: inositol 1,4,5-trisphosphate receptor, type 1b
Exons: 64
Coding region: 176-8566 (2796 amino acids)
Biological process (GO): calcium ion transmembrane transport
Cellular component (GO): endoplasmic reticulum; membrane
Molecular function (GO): inositol 1,4,5 trisphosphate binding; inositol 1,4,5-trisphosphate-gated calcium channel activity
Source: RefSeq, a predicted model, not a curated record
ACUGAGGACAAAAUCAUCUGUCAGAAAUACGCCGCUUCUUCUAGCUGGAGUUUCGGUAUUAUGGAAUUAAUCGAGGGAAGGCUGGUGGAAAUUCACGUUUGCUGACCCAUUCAAUAUAGAUUCUGUUUUCGCUGCCUUUUUCAUUCUGGAAAGAUACAGUCAAGCGUGAGGAAUCAUGUCGGACAAGAUGUCCAGUUUCCUGCAUCAUGGGGAUGUUUGUUCCCUUUAUGCGGAGGGCUCCACUAGUGGAUUUAUCAGCACUUUAGGGCUUGUGGAUGACCGCUGUGUGGUACAACCAGACACAGGGGACCUUAACAACCCGCCCAAGAAGUUCAGAGACUGCCUGUUCAAGCUGUGCCCCAUGAACAGGUACUCUGCACAGAAACAGUUCUGGAAGGCAGCGAAGCCCGGAGGGAACAGCACCACUGACACGGUUCUCCUCAACAAGCUCCACCAUGCUGCUGACUUGGAGAAGAAGCAAAAUGAAUCCGAGAAUCGAAAGCUGCUAGGAACUGUUAUCCAGUAUGGAAAUGUCAUUCAGCUGCUGCACCUGAAGAGUAACAAGUACCUGACGGUGAACAAGCGUCUGCCGGCCCUGCUGGAGAAGAACGCCAUGAGGGUGACUCUGGACUCAGCCGGCAACGAGGGCUCCUGGUUCUACAUCCACCCCUUCUACAAGCUGCGCUCCCUGGGAGACAGUGUGGUGAUAGGGGACAAAGUGGUCCUUAACCCUGUGAAUGCUGGACAGCCCCUGCAUGCCAGCAGCCACCAGCUGGUUGACAACCCAGGAUGCAAUGAGGUGAACUCUGUAAACUGCAACACCAGCUGGAAGGUUGUUCUGUUCAUGAAAUGGAGUGACAACAAGGAGACCAUCCUGAAAGGGGGCGACGUGGUGAGGCUGUUCCACGCUGAGCAGGAGAAGUUCCUCACGUGUGACGACCACAGGAAGAAGCAGUAUGUCUUCCUCAGGACCACCGGGCGCCAGUCGGCCACCUCCGCCACCAGCAGCAAAGCACUGUGGGAAAUUGAGGUGGUGCACCAUGACCCUUGUCGAGGAGGCGCUGGUUACUGGAACAGCCUGUUCAGGUUCAAACACCUGGCCACAGGAUCGUACCUGGCUGCUGAGGUGAAUCCAGACUAUGAAGAGGAGAGCAGAGAGCAGCGGUCCUCAGUGGUGGACUUUGUUCCCUUUAACUUCCAGCUGGACUCAGAACACGAGGCGCUGCGAGGGCGUCUGCGGACCCCACAGGAGAGGGUCAUGUACACACUGGUCUCUGUCCCCGACGGCAUGGACAUCUCCUCCAUCUUUGAGCUAGACCCUACCACCCUGCGAGGGGGGGACGCCCUAGUGCCCAGGAGCUCCUUUGUGAGGCUCAGACACCUGUGCACCAACACAUGGGUCCACAGCACCAACAACCCCAUCGACAAGGAGGAGGAGAAGCCGGUCAUGUUACGGAUUGGCACAUCAGCAGUUAAGGAAGAUAAAGAGGCCUUUGCCAUUGUGCCAGUCCCCCCGGCUGAAGUCCGAGAUUUAGACUUUGCCAACGAUGCUAGUAAAGUGUUGGCAUCUAUAGCUGGCAAGCUGGAGAAGGGCACUAUCACCCAGAACGAGAGGAGGUUUGUGACCAAGCUGCUGGAGGACCUGGUGUUCUUCGUGGUGGACAUCCCCAACAGCGGCCAGGAUGUUCUGGAGAUCAUGGUGAACAAGCCCAACAGGGAGAGACAGAAACUGAUGAGGGAGCAGAACAUCCUGAAACAGAUCUUCAAACUGCUGCAGGCUCCCUUCACAGACAGUGGGGACGGUCCUAUGCUGCGUCUGGAGGAGCUGGGCGACCAGCGCCACGCCCCCUUCAGGCACAUCUGCAGGCUGUGCUACCGGGUGCUACGGCACUCCCAGCAGGACUACAGGAAGAACCAGGAGUACAUAGCCAAGCAGUUCCGUUUCAUGCAGAAGCAGAUAGGCUACGACGUGCUGGCUGAGGACACCAUCACAGCCCUGCUCCACAACAACCGCAAGCUGCUGGAGAAACACAUCACCGCUGCCGAGAUCGACACCUUCGUCAGCCUGGUCAGGAAGAACCGAGAGCCCAGGUUUCUGGACUACCUGUCAGACCUGUGUGUGUCCAUGAACAAGUCCAUACCUGUGACUCAGGAACUCAUCUGUAAUGCAGUUCUGGACCCCAGCAACGCCGACAUCCUCAUUGAGACCAAGCUUGUCUUAUCAAGGUUUGAGAUUGAGGCAGUGACUGGGGGGGAGGCCCCGGUGGAGGCCGAGGAGGACGAGGAGGAGGUGUGGCUCUUCUGGAAGGACAACCUCAAGGAGAUCCGCAGCAAGAGCGUCAGGGAGCUGGCCCAGGACGCCAAGGAGGGCCAGAAGGAGGACCAGGAGGUGGUCAGCUACUACAGGUACCAGUUGAACCUGUUUGCCAGGAUGUGUCUGGACCGCCAGUACCUGGCCAUCAACAAGAUCUCUGGCCAGCUGGACGUGGACCUGAUCCUGCGCUGCAUGUCUGACGAGGACCUGCCCUUUGACCUGCGUGCGUCCUUCUGCCGCAUGAUGCUGCACAUGCACGUGGAUCGCGACCCACAAGAGCAGGUUACGCCCGUCAAGUACGCCCGCCUCUGGUCCGAGAUCCCCUCCAAGAUAGCCAUAGAUGAUUAUGACAAUGAUGGAACCACUAGAAAUGAAAUCAAGGAGCGAUUCUUCCUCACCAUGGAUUUUGUGGAGAACUACCUCAGAGAAGUUGUAUCUCAGAACAUCCCCUUCUCAGAUAAAGAGAAAAACAAGCUCACCUUUGAGGUAGUGAACUUGGCGAGGAACCUCAUAUACUUUGGCUUCUACAACUUUAGCGACCUCUUGAGACUGACAAAGAUCUUACUGAAUAUUCUGGACUGUGUUCAUGUCAGCACCAUCUACCCCAUCAAUAAGAUGGAGAAGGGCGAGGAAAACAAAGGCAGUAAUGUGAUGAAGUCUAUCCAUGGGGUGGGGGAGCUGAUGACCCAGGUGGUCUUAAGGGGAGGGGGCUUCCUGCCUGUCACACCCAAUCACCAGCCAGAGGGAGAUGUGGUCAAGGCCCAGACCGAGCCAGAGAAGGAGGACAUUCUGGUCAUGGACACGAAGCUCAAGAUCAUUGAGAUCCUUCAGUUCAUCCUGAAUGUGCGGCUGGACUACAGGAUCUCCUGUCUGCUCUGCAUCUUCAAAAGGGAGUUUGACGAGAGCAACCCUCAAACUGAAACCCCGACUGGUAGUCAGGAUGGACCCAACAAUGUCACAGGAACUCUAGACUUUGAGAACAUUGAGGAACAGGCAGAAGGAAUAUUUGGAGGAAGUGAGGAGAACACACCCCUGGACCUGGAUGACCACGGAGGUCGCACCUUCCUGAGGGUCCUGCUCCAUCUGACCAUGCAUGACUACCCUCCUCUGGUGUCUGGAGCCCUGCACCUUCUCUUCAGACACUUCAGCCAGAGGCAGGAGGUCCUCAUGGCCUUCAAACAGGUCCAGCUGUUGGUGACCAGCCAGGAUGUGGACAACUACAAGCAGAUCAAGUCGGACUUGGAUCAGCUGCGCUCCAUCGUGGAGAAGUCAGAGCUGUGGGUUUACAAGAGACAGGGAGAAGAUGGGAUGGAUGGAGGGGACGGAGGGGACGGAAAUCAAGAGUCCGACAACAAGAAGAAGGGAGACUCAGACAAGAAGAAGACAGAAAGCACCAGCAGUUACAACUACAGAGUCGUCAAAGAGAUCCUCCUGCGCCUCAGUAAGCUGUGUGUCCAGGAGGGAGCCUCAGGCAAGAAGAGUAAGAAGCAGCAGCAGAGACUGCUCCGGAACAUGGGGGCCCACAGUGUGGUCCUGGAGCUGCUGCAGAUCCCCUAUGAGAAGGGUGAGGAUGUCCGUAUGCAGGAGAUCAUGAAGCUGGCUCAUGAGUUCCUGCAGAACUUCUGUGCGGGGAACCAGCAGAACCAGGCCCUCCUCCACAAACACAUCAACCUCUUCCUCAACCCAGGGAUCCUGGAGGCGGUCACCAUGCAGCACAUCUUCAUGAACAACUUCCAGCUGUGCAGCGAGAUCAACGAGCGAGUGGUGCAGCACUUUGUCCACUGCAUCGAGACGCACGGACGCCACGUCCAGUACCUCAAGUUCCUCCAGACCAUCGUCAAGGCCGAGAACAAGUUCAUCAAGAAGUGUCAGGACAUCGUCAUGGCAGAGAUGGUGAAUUCAGGCGAGGACGUCCUGGUCUUCUACAACGACCGCGCCUCCUUCCAGACCCUGAUCCAGAUGAUGAGGUCAGAGCGCGACCGCAUGGACGAGAACAGCCACCUGAUGUACCACAUCCACCUGGUGGAGCUGCUGGCGGUCUGCACCGAGGGCAAGAACGUCUACACCGAGAUCAAGUGCAACUCUCUGCUGCCCCUGGACGACAUCGUACGAGUGGUCACUCACGAGGACUGUAUACCUGAGGUGAAGAUCGCCUACAUCAACUUCCUGAACCACUGCUAUGUGGACACAGAGGUGGAGAUGAAGGAGAUCUACACCAGCAACCACAUGUGGAAGCUGUUUGAGAACUUCCUGGUUGACAUAUGCAGGAUAUGCAACAACACCAGCGACAGGAAGCAUGCAGACUCUGUCUUGGAGGGUUACGUUACAGAGACGGUCAUGAGCAUCGUGACCACCUUCUUCAGCUCGCCCUUCUCUGACCAGAGCACCAGUCUGCAGGCAGCCCGACACAUGUAUGCAAUCAUUCUUGGAAAGGUAACCGAGACUCGCCAGCCUGUGUUUGUCCAGCUACUGCAGGGCGUGUUCAGGGUUUACCACUGCAGCUGGCUCUCUCCCACACAGAAGGCCUCUGUGGAGGCCUGUAUCAAGGUGCUGUCUGACGUGGCCAAGAGCAGGGCCAUAGCCAUCCCUGUGGACCUGGACAGCCAGGUCAACAACCUGUUUGUCAAGUCCAACAACGUGGUGCAGAAGACCAUCACAAGCUGGAGGCUCUCUGCCAAGAACACGUCCAGACGAGACUCCGGCAUGACCAGCUCAAAGGACUACAGGAACAUCAUCGAGAGGCUCCAGGACAUCGUGUCGGCCCUGGAGGACCGCCUGCGGCCCCUGGUCCAGGCUGAGCUGUCUGUCCUGGUGGACGUGCUGCACCGGCCGGAGCUGCUCUUCCCGGAGAACACAGACGCCCGCAGGAAGUGCGAGAGCGGAGGCUUCAUCUCCAAACUGAUCAAGCACACCAAGCAGCUGCUGGAGGAGAACGAGGAGCGCCUGUGCAUCAAGGUCCUGCAGACCCUCAGAGAGAUGAUGACCAAAGACCGUGGCUAUGGGGAGAAGCUGAUUGCCUUUGAUGAUGAAAUGGAUGUGGCUGAGCUGGCCCCUCCACCUGAGCCGGAAGUCCCUGCCGAGGAGCUUGAUCCCAACCACCCCCAGAAGCAGCUGGAGGAUCAGACCAGGGGAGAAGCCCUUCGCCAGAUCCUAGUAAACCGAUACUACGGGAACAUUAAACCUGGAGGGAGGAGAGAUAGCGUUCCCACUUUCAGCAAUGGUCCCCUCAACACCGGAGGACAGGGCAAGGCUGCAACAGUGGUCAGCCUGGCAGCUGCCGGCCGUGCUGAGUUGAGCCUGGCGGAGGUCCAGUGCCAUCUGGACAGGGAGGGGGCGUCCGACCUGGUCAUUGACCUCAUCAUGAACGCCACCAGCGAUCGCAUCUUCCAGGAGAGCAUCCUAUUGGCCAUCGCCCUGCUGGAGGGCGGGAACACGGUCAUACAGCGGUCGUUCUUCUGCCGUCUGACGGGAGACAACAAGUCGGAGAAGUUCUUCAAGGUGUUCUACGAGAGGAUGAAGCUGGCCCAGCAGGAGAUCAAGGCCACGGUGACGGUCAACACCAGCGACCUGGGCAGCAAGAAGAAAGAGGAGGAGCCUCCUGAUAAAGACGCCCCCUCCCGCAAGAAAGCUAAAGAGAUCCCAGCGGUGGCUGCAGCCGUGGUGACCGAGGAGGUCAAAGAGCAGCUGGUGGAAGCGUCCACGGUAACCAAGAGGGCCUUCAACACCUACCGUCGCGAGGCGGAGUCCGAGGAGCACCUGGGGGCGGCCGAGGGCCCCGCCGCCAUCGCGGCAGACAAGGGCCAGGAGGAGGGCGAGAUGAGCGUCAUCAUCACCAUCAUGCAGCCCAUCCUGCGCCUCAUGCAGCUGCUCUGUGAGAACCACAACCGGGAGCUCCAGAACUUCCUGCGCUGUCAGAACAACAAGAACAGCUACAACCUGGUGUGUGAGACGCUGCAGUUCCUGGACUGCAUCUGUGGCAGCACCACCGGGGGCCUGGGGCUGCUGGGGCUCUACAUCAACGAGAAGAACGUGGGCCUCAUCAACCAGACUGUGGAGAGCCUGACGGAGUACUGCCAGGGGCCCUGCCACGAGAACCAGAACUGUAUUGCCACUCACGAAUGCAACGGUAUCGACAUCAUCAUUGCUCUAAUUCUCAAUGACAUCAACCCUUUGGGGAAGAAGAGGAUGGACCUAGUCCUGGAGCUCAAGAACAAUGCCUCCAAACUGCUGCUGGCCAUCAUGGAGAGUCGCCAUGACAGUGAGAACGCUGAGAGGAUCCUGUACAACAUGAGGCCCAAAGAGCUGGUGGAGGUGAUCAAGAAGGCCUACAUGCAGGGAGAAGUGGAGGUCCUGGAGCCUGACGAUGAGGAAGGGGGAGAGGAAGAGCACUCAGCCUCUCCGCGCAACGUCGGCCACAAUAUCUACAUCCUGGCCCAUCAGUUGGCCCGCCAUAACAAGGAGCUGCAGGCCAUGCUGAGGCCUGGAGGGAUCUACGGAGAGGGAGAGGAGGCCCUCCAGUUCUAUGCGAAGCACACGGCCCAGAUCGAGAUUGUGCGGCUGGAUCGCACCAUGGAGCAGAUAGUCUUCCCCGUGCCAAACAUCUGCGAGUUCCUCACCAACGAGUCCAAGCUGCGCGUGUACUACACCACGGAGCGCGACGAGCAGGGCAGCAAGAUCAAUGACUUCUUCCUGCGCUCCGAGGACCUCUUCAACGAGAUGAACUGGCAGAAGAAGCUGCGAGGUACUCAAGAGGCUACUGGCAACGCAAACACGGUUCCCUCUCAGCCCGUCCUGUACUGGUGCUCCAGGAACAUGUCCUUCUGGAGCAGCAUCUCCUUCAACCUGGCCGUGCUCAUGAACCUGCUGGUGGCCUUCUUCUACCCCCUGGAGGGCAUCCAUGGAGGCACCCUGGAGCCCCACCUCUCUGCCCUGCUGUGGGGGGCCAUGCUGGUGUCCCUGGUCAUAGUCCUCAUUCUGCCCCAGCCUCACGGCAUCAGGGCCCUGAUCGCCUCCACCAUCCUGCGCCUCAUCUUCUCUGUGGGUCUGGAGCCCACUCUCUUCCUGUUAGGAGCUUUCAAUGUGUGUAAUAAGAUCAUCUUCCUCAUGAGUUUCGUGGGGAACCGAGGGACGUUCACGCGGGGCUACAAGGCUAUGAUCAUGGACGUGGAGUUCCUCUACCACCUGCUCUACCUCAUCAUCUGCAGCCUCGGGGUCUUUGUCCAUGUCUUCUUCUACAGCCUGCUGCUCUUUGACCUGAUAUACAGAGAGGAGACGCUGCUGAAUGUCAUCAAGAGUGUGACCCGUAAUGGCCGCUCGAUCGUGCUGACUGCCGUGCUGGCCCUGAUCCUGGUCUACCUCUUCUCUAUUGUCGGGUACAUCUUCUUUAAAGAUGACUUCAUCCUGGCUGUGGACAGGAUACCAAACAAAACUCUAGAGACUGCAGCCAGCAUGGUGGGGGAGUUCUUCUCUGCUGGCGUUUGUAGGAAGGAGAGUGGAGAGAACUGCUCUGCAGAGCCUAUGGUGGAAGCCACCAUAGCCACCCAGCCGUCGGCAGUAGUGAUAGAGGAUAAGGAGCGGGCGUGUGACUCUCUGCUCAUGUGCAUCGUCACCGUGCUGAGUCACGGGCUGCGGAGUGGAGGGGGUGUCGGGGAUGUCCUGAGGAAGCCAUCCAAAGAGGAGCCGCUGUUUGCAGCUAGGGUCAUCUACGACCUGCUGUUCUUCUUCAUGGUCAUCAUCAUUGUUCUCAACCUCAUCUUCGGAGUCAUCAUCGACACCUUUGCUGACCUGAGGAGUGAGAAGCAGAAGAAGGAGGAGGUGCUGAAGACGACCUGCUUCAUCUGCGGCUUGGAACGGGACAAGUUUGACAACAAGACUGUAACGUUUGAGGAGCAUAUCAAGGUUGAACACAACAUGUGGCACUACCUGUUCUUCAUCGUGUUGGUGAAGGUGAAGGACUCCACCGAGUACACAGGACCUGAGAGCUACGUAGCUGAGAUGAUACGGGAGCACAAUCUGGACUGGUUCCCACGGAUGCGAGCUAUGUCCCUGGUGAGCAGCGAUGCAGAUGGGGAGCAGAACGAGAUCAGGAGCCUGCAGGAGAAACUGGAGUGCACCAUGAAGCUGGUGUCCAACCUCUCCGGUCAGCUGACAGAGCUUAAGGAGCAGAUGACUGAGCAGAGGAAGCAGAAACAGCGUAUUGGACUCCUGGCUCACCCUCAGCACAUGAACGUCAACCCCCAGCAACCUGCAUAAGACUCGACCUCAUGCAAGCCUCCCAAAGGUCCUGAAAGCCACCUUAGCACCAACCUUGUUUGCAUAGGUAACAGAUUGCAGAGUAUUCACUUAGAGGUCCCGCAUAUUGUAGCCACUGAGUGCGAGUGUGAAAUGUUGAAGUAGCGAAUACUCUGAAAUAGCUAGUCAUUCUGUAUAAUUGUGAUACUUUGUAGGAUUGCCCAAAAGGUAUAACUUAAAAUGAAAACACAACCCACCCCAUUUUUUCCUCUCCAGUUGGGAUUGGUGCCAAAUGUUUUUUAUGUUGAAAUGAAAGUGAAUUCUUGUCACAUGGCCUUUUCUGGGUGAACUUGAAACAGUGGCACUGUUCUGGACAUGAAGAUCUCACAGAAGGCACUAACAGACAUGAAGCAUCUUUUUUGUACUACUGGUAUAGCAAGCAGUAUUUCAUGUCUUAUUUUUGUAUCUUGUGCAAUAUCAAUACUUAAAUAUGCAACAUCAUUGAUGUGUGGAUUUAAGUUAUAAACGUACUGUAGGAUAAUGUCUUACUUCAAAUUAGUCAAAAUAAGACCUUUUUUUUCUUUUUUGCUUCAAGUUAAAUAGUGAUGCACCAGUUGGUCAUUUUAAUAUAAGGCAAUGUAGGAUAGGACUUGGACAGAUUAACUUACAUGUCUCAGCCUUAUAUGACUUUUAUUUGUAUGGAAAUGCUGUGUUCAGUUUUUAAACAAGCUUAAUAGAGAAGUAUAUUGUUUGAGAGAAAGUCUGAUCUUGUCUUUUCCCGCAGUACAAAUAUACUUGUGUCAUAUCUUGAUGUAAACUUGUUUUAAUAUUUGCUCUCUUAAAUAGUUGGUACAGUAUCUAAAAUACCUUUUAGUACAUUUGCAUUUCAUGCAAAAACAUGUUUACUGUAAUGGUUAUGUUAUCAUUAUUCAGGAUUAAUUUUAACAAAUUGCUUUGGAAUCAUUAUAUUUAUAUAUAAUCAGUCAUAUAUUUAAUGUAUAUUUUUACAGUAUGUGUACUGUAUUUUGUAUAUAUAUAUAUACAAAUAUAUAUAUAUCCAUUUACCUGAUUUCUUGACACUAUAAUGUGCCUGUAAGCAUUUUUGUCCUAUAAGACUAAGACCAUUUUUCUGUUUUCCAGUUCAGCACUUGUGUUGUUUCUCAUUUUCUUUGUUCAAAAAUUACAUUUUUACCAUGUCCCUUCCCUUUUGUAAUGUGUAAAUAAGGCAUGUGGCUUCUAUACUUGUGUCUGUAUAGGAGCCGGCAUUUUCAUAAAGACUGUAGGAAUUAAACUUUUUUUCUGAAACAAAAUGUUAAAAUUAAUGAUUUCAAGAUUUAAGCACUGUCAGAAUUGUAAAUUCAUGUAGAAUUAUUAAAAUAUAUGU